AGCACCCCGGUACACAGACCCGACCAGAGCGUCACGUCGGGCGCCCCGCGUGCCUAAGGGUAACGUGGACUGUACGUCUCCCUUGUCUCUCUCUCUCGCCGUCACGACAAUGUCGCGCGUCACGUGCUACCUGCGCGUGACUCCCGGUACGUCACGACAUUAUUCUUCAACGGCGACUCCUCGUCACCGAUGGGAAAUCAUCCUCCGAAGCGGAUAAAUUUUAUUCUACAGAUUCUUCGACGAAUCCUUCGUUCAACUCGCCAAAUAGUCAAGUGAUAGCCAUGAACCCAGGAUUAUCCGCGUGUAGAUAUUUUUCGUUUGCGUAAAUCCGACGUAUCAAUUGUGUUCUCUCACAGUGUUAGAUAUUGGACUCACUUUCGAUCACCGAUAGAUAUCGAAACGAUGUGAGAUAGUCGAGAGUGUCCUCGGCGAUUUAAUCGCGAAUCGUCGGAAAAUUAGUGAUUACGAGAGAGUCGCAUAUGCACGUAGUCGGUAAUCGUGCGCAAAUGAACGUGCCGGGAUCAAAUACCGAGGUAAAUCGGUAGCGCGAUGUUCUCCCAGAUGCGAUCGCGGAAUCACGGAUCUUGCUCUCGAGGACUCAUCUUCGGGAUACAGAGGCACGAGCAACCGAUAGAGAUUAUUACUCAUCGAAAAGUUUGAUACUCACGCGCGAACUGAAACUUGCCUCGUACUCAUCAUCGUCGUCGUCGUCGUCGUCGUCGUCGUUAUUAUCGUCGUCGACGACGACGGUCGUCUCAUAGCGAAAUUUCAUCGAAAUGUUCCAUGAUCGAAACGGAUGUGCUUCAUCACUCUCUCUUUCCUUCUCCUCCCUUUCCCGCCGUCGUGAAACUUUCCUGAACUUUUUCGCGAACGCAUGAGAAUUUUCAUGGAACUGGAGAAAUCAUUAGAACGUUAUCGGCUCCAUUAUAUCGUCUAUGUCGGCCAAAUUUCGUCCGAUUGUCGAUCAUUCAUAGGAAUCGUCCGCUCGUGGUUUGAUAUCUCGUGUUCAGUCGCGCCUUUAAUAACCGCAUCACGCAUAAUGAUUGAUCGUUCCCAGUUUCCGAACGGGUUCUCGUAUACAACAUACAUGAGCGAUUAGUGACCAGAAAUGAACAUUCCUUCGAUUAUCGUUCUCUUAUCGGAUCGUUCAACGUAUUACUGGACAUAUUGGGCUCAUCCUGAAGAGGACUCAGGUGCUGUCCCAUUUAAAUUCUCGUCGCGGAUGUGUGUAGUCGGAAGUGUUCAUGAAUUGACCCCGAAAAGUUAAACUCGCACUUUUCACGCGGUCCAGCAGUGCGUUCCCGUGACUCUCAACUUUGUACGAACAAGUGUGGGCAUGCAAUAUAGGAUGGUCCUCAUCCGUUGACGCGUUCGCGAGAGUGAAUCGGCGCGGAGCGUGUUUCGGACAAUACAGAUUAUUCUGGGCACGAGGACCGGAUGCUGCGAACGGUCGGCAGGACGUGGAUUUACACGCCACGCUCAGCUGGAGAGAGAGAGAGACUCUGACCGCUCUCGUUGGUUUUUUGCGUCGUGUUAGAGAGAGACUGCACAAAUUCUAAGAUCGAUGUAGACUACAUAGUUACAACUUCCCUGUUACACGUCGUCUCGACCGGAGCCUGCCUUUCAACGUUCAAAGCCGUCCGCUCUCAACGUUGGCGGCGGCGCGGAGGCCGGUCGUCUCCCAACUUUCUUAUUCAAGACAUUUUGAGAGCAAUUUAACUUGGACUUUGGUCAAAGAGUCCCAGUCUUGGAGCCGCCUUGUGAGAAGGGAAUUAAGAGCGGAAGGAAAGUGACUGCCGGGCCGUAAUACGGCCGGAUGGAAUACGGAGGAGUGGCUUGCGGGAGGUUGCAUCGUUCAUCGCGGACAAGUUAAAAAAGAGAGAUACAUCCCGGGAACCGUCGGAGUGCCGCCGUUGUCGAGAUUCACGAGGUGCAUCCGGCUGGCGGUGCAUGCGACCGGUUCGCCAUCGGCUGUCCAUCGACGACCAAGGUUCGCCGUACGGUUAUGCUGGUGGCAUCGCUGCAGGUGGCCGCCAGCAAAUGCUGUCAUGCCGCUGCCAUGCCAGCCGGCGGCCCGGAGCCGGCCGCUGGUCACGACGUGGUGCCUGAUCAGGCCGAUCCGUUGCUCUCUGCGCGUAGGACUCGCACUGCUGCCCCUGAUCGUCCUGUUAAUCUUGGCCGGCCGCAGUUGUGCGGCUUCCUCGCAGCCCGUGACCCGCUACGCCUCGCGCAUCGUCGAGACGAAGAGCGGACAAAUACGUGGGAUACUUCAGGAAUUGAACAGCCGACACUUAGACCCCGUGGAAGUGUUCCGCGGGAUACCUUACGCUGCGCCUCCCGUAGGAGAUUUAAGGUUUCGUCCUCCGAUCUCGCCGAUACCUUGGAACGGUGUCAAGCUGGCGGAUACAUUCGGCGCGGUGUGCCCGCAGAAUUAUCCGGACCUCACCAAUAACACUGCCGCGCUCUUGCAGAUGCCGCAAGGCAGGUAUCAGCAGCUCAAAAAGAUGGUCGUCUUCCUGGCCAACCAGAGCGAGGACUGUCUCUUCCUCAAUCUGUACAUACCCGGAAGCGGAUCUCGAGGACUGGAGGCGCCGUAUGCGGUGAUGGUGUACAUACACGGUGAAAGUUUCGAAUGGGGAUCGGGUAACUUAUACGAUGGAUCGGUCUUGGCUAGCGCCGGCCACGUCAUAGUGAUCACGCUCAACUAUCGUCUCGGCAUCUUAGGAUUCUUGAGGACUCGUCCGUUCCCUGACCGAACGAGCGGAUCCGGCGGGAAUUUGGCUUUAAAGGACAUCACGAUGGGACUCCGUUGGGUGCGUGAAAACAUCGGCGCCUUCGGUGGCGAUCCAACACGGAUAACUCUAAUGGGCCACGAUACCGGAGCGGCGCUGGUGAAUUUGCUAUUGCUCGCUCCUUACAGCAAAGGAUUAUUUCACCGUGUGGUAUUAUCCAGCGGCUCAGCACUAAGUCCCUGGGCCUCAGUGCACGACCCGAACGAUAUCAGGGCGAAGAUCGGCGAACAGAUGGGCUGCUCGACCGAGGGUGACGAAGACAUAGCUGACUGCCUCCGAGGAGUACCGUUGAAGACCCUCAUGGACGUGCAAUUACCGGAAAUCAGAUUUGUGCCCCGUAUCGGGCCCGGUUUACCGGUGGACCAAAACAAUCCCGAUCCAGGUCUGGACAUGGAGCGCGCGAGCGACGCAUUCAUCAAAGUGCCGCUGAUCCUAGGCGUUUCCACGACCGAGUCGAAUCUUGACUUCAACAACAACGACAUACAAUUCGGCUUUGAAGAGGAUCACCGGAAUCGCAUCCUUCGCACCUUCAUCCGCAACGCCUACAUCUACCAUCUGAAUGAGAUUUUCUCAGCGGUGAGGAACGAGUACACGGACUGGGAUAAGCCGGUACUUCAUCCCAUCAUAAUACGGGACUCGACCAUGGAGGCAUUGAGCGAUGGUCACACGGUCGCGCCGCUCAUGAGAAUCGCUUUCUACCACGCCAGGCGGGGCGCCAAGACGUACUUUUAUCACUUCAAUCAUCAGUCCAAGGACAGCGGCUACGUGCAGCGCCUGGGGAGCGUUCGUGGGGAGGACAUACCGUAUAUUUUCGGGCUGCCGUUGGUGGCAGGCGGGGCUUUCUUCCCGCGGAAUUAUUCCCGACAAGACCAGGGCGUUGCUGAGGCCGUACUCACCUUCUUCACCAAUUUCGCCAAGACCGGAAACCCGAACGAACCCCACAAGAUCGAGUCGGUCGACUAUGGCACGCCGAAGGAGAAGACGCGAUUCCGCGGUCUCACAUGGGAACAAUAUGAGACAGGAUCUCAGCAGUAUCUCACGAUAGCAUUAAAACCGAAGAUGAAGAGCCAUUAUCGCGGUCAUAAAAUGGCUGUAUGGCUUAAUUUGAUACCUCAGCUCCAUCGCCCUGGCGACGACGACGUUUCAAUGCGACAUCAUCACUUCCGGGAACGAGGCGAUCAUUAUUAUGCAGGACCGGUUCGGGACGAAUGGUACACGCCAUUGCCGCUGACAGGCACGACUCGAACGAGUUCUUCCUCAACCACCGCCUGCAGCACAUCUACGGGAGGUGAGGAUAGCCUUAUCGAGGAUAUUACUCCGAUUCUGGAUGAUUCCGAGGACGAUGCCGAGCUGCUACAGAGACUAGCGUCUCGACAUUACUACAGCACAACCACUGCCCUGGGGAUCACUGUGGGUGUCGGUUGCAUCCUUCUGGUUCUGAAUAUGCUGAUUUUCGCUGGCAUUUAUUAUCAGCGGGAUCGCGACAAGAAACGUGCCGCCAUGGAUUGUAGGCCGAAUGGACAGGAAUCUCUGCCGAUGACCACCAGGACAUCCAUAAAACCCUCCGACAAUCCGCGAUCCGCUCAAGAGCCACCUCCCUCGUAUACAACCCUCGCGAGAAGCCCUUCCAUUCAGGAACAGCAGCAAUUCGCGCCGUCCCAGGAAUGUCAGGACAGCGAGCAAUUGAGGAAAGAAUCGAGAUCCGGUCAUGGGACCAGCGGCAACGCCCACAAGGACGCGAUUCCUCCGAAACCGCCCGCCAGGACCACCAGUUCACUCACCACUGCCGGUAGCACCAACACUAUCAAGAAACGCGUGCAGAUACAAGAAAUAUCCGUAUAGCAUUAGGGGUUGCCCCCAGAGGGCAACGCGCGGACAAAGCGAGUGACCUUUAUGGACUCGGAAAAGGUCACCACGGAGUCCAGAUUUUGAACGAUAUAUUCCAUUAAUUGAUCAUUGGACAGUGCCGAUUAAGGGAAUUUUUCAUUUAUCGCGAUUAUGCGAACAUAACUCGAAUUCAACAGAAAAUGACUAUGUAACAGAUCUUUUACAGUGUGCAUUGUGUGUGAAUUGUGGUCAAAAAAUCAACAUAACAAUCUGACUUUAGCCAUUACUACUAAAAAUGGUCGAUUGUUGUCGACUGUUACUACUUGCAGCGCGAUAUUGCGACUAAAACGCGGUCGCACUACUGAACUGUUAUUAUUGUUAGAUUGCGCCUGACUAUUACUACUUAGGAAACUUUGUGACCGGUUCUUUCUACUGGUAGGAAUGUAAGAUUGCACGUGGUGGUUAUUUCUAAUAGAGACGUGGAUUGUACGUAGCUGAUAUUUAUAAUGAAACGGAAUAUUCUCUGUUGUUUUUAAGAAAGUGAUCGCUAAAGUACCCCUCGUAAUUCGUCGCUAUAUUAUGUAUAUAUCAGGUGCUCACAAAAUAUUUUAUUCAAAGGACUUUUUUGUAAUUGAAGAUAUCGAUACAAUGUUUCCUAGCCAUUUAAUUCAUCGGAAUAAAUACUGAUUCUCUCAGAGACCGUGGCAAAUACGUGGCCUUAAGUAUCAGUACAUAAAGGAAACGUAUCGGUAUUUUCGAUAUCAUAGAAAAAGAGCGCCUGACUAGGAAAUAUUGAAACGAAACGUAUAAUGAAAUUCUUGUUAAGAAGCUCUAAAUUGAAUUCUUUGCUAAAAAGCAAUUAUAUGUAUAAGAAUACCGUGUACGGAUCGAUACACAGUAAUCGACGACGACGAUAAUGACGAAUCUGAUCUAAGAGAUCUCGAAACGGAAUCGGAAUACCAAAGCCACGUAUACGAUCGCAUACCAAUCUCGACGACUGCUUUGUAAAGCAUCGAUUGGGAGGAAGAGGUACUCGAUUCGAAACGGAUCAAACGGAUUGGAUGCGAUAAGCGUUUGUUAUUCACAAGCAAAACGAAUACGGUGUGUACGGAAGUACCAUUCGUAUAAGUGAAAGUGCACUCGUCGUUUCCGCCUUUACAACACAUAGCUAGGCUACACCUCUCGAAACGUGUAAUUUCGAUCCUGUCGAGAACGGCUUAAUAGCGCUCGCGAAGUUUACUCGGGCGAAAAGCGCAAUUCUCCAACCGCGUUACCUGUCGCGCAAGUGCACAAUCACGAGUGCAUUCGACGGAGCAAAACCGUAGAACGGCAUCGGGAGUACGAGACUACGACCGAGCAGCGCGACGACUUUCGAGAGGGCGGACUCGACCCUCCGCUGAGUGUUCUUCUCGUAGAGAAUAGUCCGUCAUAAGUAUCGUACCACCACGAAAUUGCGGCUAGAACUCUUCAUCGUGAUGAUAUAUACACGUUCCGUAAUCAUUUCCAUCCGCGUUUCUUGUUCAAGAACCUCGAAAUUUCGCGAUUGACAGCGCAUCUUGUAUAUCCUUUUCUACUUUGACAUGCAAAACAAGGUACGAGUAUUAAUACUGUAUUAACUUCAGUAUUAACAUCAAAAUUAAAUAUUAAUAUAUUGAACAUGUUUAUAUUUUUAAUUACAAUAUUUUA
Messenger RNA from Acromyrmex echinatior (Panamanian leafcutter ant), 6305 nucleotides. It is a transcript of the gene NLG-5, whose product is annotated as neuroligin 5. NCBI's taxonomy places the organism in Eukaryota, Metazoa, Arthropoda, Insecta, Hymenoptera, Formicidae. The record is from RefSeq and is a predicted model, not a curated record.